AUGCAAUUUUUUUUUCUUCCAAAUACAAAUGGAAUACAACUUCUUUGCUAUAAUAAUGAAGAAGUUUAUUGUGACACAUAUGCAAACAGAACAAAAGAUAUUUUAUUACAAUGGAGAGAAUUACCUACUUCUGUUGCAUAUAUAAGUAAUGGUAAAUUAAUGGGAUGGGGAAAUAAAGCUAUUGAAAUACGAAAUCUUGAUUCGGCUACAUUAGAUGGAGUUUUUAUGCAUAAAAGAGUAUAA
Messenger RNA from Rotaria sp. Silwood2, 243 nucleotides. Lineage: Eukaryota; Metazoa; Rotifera; Eurotatoria; Philodinida; Philodinidae. The record is from the annotation of a GenBank genome assembly.